GACGUGUCAGCGCGUGUCGAAGACUUCACCAAGCUGCGCGUGGCUGUUCAGAGGACCAUGAUGGAGCUCCUUCAGAGCGGCAAAGCAAGCCGGGACAACCAAGGUGGUGAAGGCUAUGUGCUAGUGGAGGAUGUCGCCUGCACACCCCGGGUUUAUCGUCAGUGGCACCGCUGCCGGACAGACUCCUUUGAUCGCCUGGCCUUCUACCUACGCCACACUGAGGCUUUUGAGGUGUGGUCUCCGGGCCAGUCCGCAGAGGCUGACCAGGAGCAGGCCAACCUGCGAAGCGCCGUGAGGAUACGGCUGGAUGCUGUCAAAAAGGAUGAGUUUUCGCGUGAGUGGGUUGG
Molecule: messenger RNA, 347 nt
Organism: Symbiodinium pilosum
Lineage: Eukaryota; Dinophyceae; Suessiales; Symbiodiniaceae
Source: the annotation of a GenBank genome assembly